GCCUACGUUGCCUGGGUGACUCGGCAGUCUGGGAGAAAGAAACCAGAUGUCCUGUGUCUCUCCCUUACUUUCUGAGUUCUACUGGCUCUUUCUCACUACUUGAAUCUUGCUCUGAGACUGUGGGGGGAAAGAAACUUAAUGACUGUGGUAAUAAACUGAACAUGGCUGAAGAAGACAUUUACUUGGAGGAACCCUGUGGGUCUCUGUCCGAGCUCAAGGAAAAGCACGAACCAUUAUUUAUUCAGGAAGAUGAAGAAGAAUACUUUGAAGAUUGCUUGGAAGAGAUCGAGGCUGCCCUUGCUCUUCCUGAUGAUUCCAUGACCUAUUCACAAAAAUGUCAGGAAACUUUGAAUGCUGAAUUUAAUGUACUUAUGAGACAGAUGCUGGUACAGUUAGAGGAAUUUGAAGCCACCCAUGAGACCAAAUCUACUCUACCGGCUUUCUUCGACGAAAGAGAGAACAUUUUGGUAACAAAUUGCUUCAAGGAUAGUGGCGAUUAUGAAGACUAUAUUUCAGACACAGCAGAAUCUAUGGCAGUAUUCGAGCCCGAAGACAUCACCGUUGAAACAGGACCAGAACUGUCUGCACCCAUGGAACUAAAGGAGCUGGGGACAACAUUUGAGAGCUGCAUUGAGGAGGUGAGACGACUGGAGCACAGGAAAGAAGAGCUGGUGCAGGAACUUCUGGAGCUGGAGAAGCCCAUGGAGGAGGACACUCAUGCCUUAAGAAGUGAGCUGGAGGAGGCCCAGAAGCUCCUGUCUAAGGCCAAGCUGCAGAGACAGAAUCUACUGGACGAGAUGCGACUCUUCAAGAGACGCUUGUUUGUUGCUGCCAGAGAUUGUGCACAGAGCCAGAUGACCUUGGUCAUACAGCAGAAAGAAGUGGAGCAGCUGAAUGAAGAACAGGAUGAGAUGAAGGCCUUUUUUGAGAAGUUGAUUGAAGUCAUUAAUCAGCUUAACUCUGAACACCAAAGCCAAGUGCAGGCCUUACAAAAUCAGAUGGACAACAUGACCCAGGAAUCCAGCAAGGACAAGACACACUCGUACCUGUCCCAAAGCAGACGUGCAUCCCUCGACCUACAGCAGUACCUGCAGGGUGGAAUCAAAGCACUGGAGGAGUGGUAUGAACCCAGACUGGUGGCAUUACUAAAGAGACGACAAAGCAGCGCUGAUGCUUUAAUAAAGUACAGGGAGCAGUGUCAAGAUCUGAAAACACAGCUGGGGCCCCUGAAAGAGGAAGAGCAGAGGCUGGGAUUAGAGAGGGCCCGACUGGAGGAGCGCAUCUAUCUGAUGGAGAAGCAAAGAAAGGAAAAUGUGGAGCAAUACCGUGUAACAAUAGACCACCUAGAGGAGAACAGCCGAGAACUGAAAACUGAACUUCGGAUACAGAUAAAUAAGAUAAAAGAGCUUGAAGAACUCAAGAACAGUCUGACCCAGCAGCUAUACUUCUAUAGAGAGAGCAUAGAGGGACAACAUCCACAGGAGACCCUAAAGAUGGAAGAGAAAACCUGAUCGCUAAAGACGAAUAUGCCCGAACACUGCACAGUUUAAUAUUAGUGGUAGAAAUUCUUCUUGGUGUUUCUACAGUAUGGUCUGAUAGUUUAAUUCUUAAAUGUAAAUAAUCUCUCAGUGCACUGCCAUAAUUGUAACAGCAUAAACAUGCAUGUGGGUGCCCUUUAUAAAUAUUCCAAAGCAGGCAGAAGGUAAUAUGAAAUGUACCAGCACCACUCAGCCUUUCUGCAAUGUCACAUCAGAAAGGAACGUGUGAUGGAGACUGCCCAGAUUUUUAUCUGCCCACUUAAGCAGCUCAGAAGUCUCUAGAUGUACCUGCAGUGUUGACAGGGAUGUGAGUCAGAGUGGAGGAAAUAAAGCUUUUAUACACAACA
Messenger RNA from Ictalurus punctatus (channel catfish), 1885 nucleotides. It is a transcript of the gene sync, whose product is annotated as syncoilin, intermediate filament protein. The transcript is spliced from 5 exons. The record is from RefSeq and is a predicted model, not a curated record. The coding region runs from base 162 to 1511 and encodes 449 amino acids. NCBI's taxonomy places the organism in Eukaryota, Metazoa, Chordata, Actinopteri, Siluriformes, Ictaluridae. Gene Ontology annotation, cellular component: intermediate filament.